Paramecium sonneborni is the source of this 493-nucleotide messenger RNA. The record is from the annotation of a GenBank genome assembly. NCBI's taxonomy places the organism in Eukaryota, Ciliophora, Oligohymenophorea, Peniculida, Parameciidae.
UAUAAAUUAUGCUAAAAUAAGAAGAAACUUAUGAACAACAAGAAUAACAAGAAUUUAGCAGAGAAUAUGAAAAAACAGCUCUUUCUAUAUGUGAGUUGAAUCAUCGUCUCAUUUAAAUUGAAAAUUAAUAUUUUCAAGAAUCAAGAUAGUAACAUAAUAGAAUUGAUGUUGAUUUCAGAAAGUAUUUGAGUUAGUUUAGUAUCAUAAAGAAAAAGGAUCAUAAUAUUGAAUAAAUUCAAAAGUAAUUUAAUCUUUUAUAUCAAGAAUUUUCAAUCGUCUAUGUGCAGAGUAUGAUCUAAUUCUUUAAAAGGAAGGUCGAGAAAGAAGAGAAUAUAGAAAAAUGCUUAUCAAACUUUAGAGAAUUCAGAAGAAAGCAUGGAAUUUGAAUCUAGAUAAAAGAGAAGACAUCAAAUAAGUAUGUAAUGCAUAUGAAAUUCCAGACAAAAUUUUAGAUGAAAUUGCAUAAACAAUAAAAAAUUACAAUAGAGAAUGA